AUGGCUGUAUUCCUCCUCCUGGCUCGCUAUAGGAGGACUUAUUUGCCUCGCAUACGGCCUGCACCACAGAGCCCUGGAUCAAGCCCUCAGCCCUUCCUCCCCUCUCCCUGCACCACCACGUUUACCUUGCAUACAGCAUUCACCACAGCAUUCACCACAGCAUUCACCACAGCAUUCACCACAGCAUUCACCACAGCAUUCACCACAGCAUUCACCACAGCAUUCACCACAGCAUUCACCACAGCAUUCACCACAGCAUUCACCACAGCAUUCACCACAGCAUUCACCACAGCAUUCACCACAGCAUUCACCACAGCAUUCACCACAGCAUUCACCACAGCAUCCAACCCCCUCUUCUCUUCCUCCCAUUCCCCUCCCCCUAUCCUUCCCCAACCCCCCUCUUCUCUUCCUCCCAUUCCCCUCCCCUAUCCUUCCCCAACCCCCUCUUCUCUUCCUCCCAUUCCCCUCCCCCUAUCCUUCCCCAACCCCCUCUCUCUUCCUCCCAUUCCCCUCCCCCUAUCCUUCCCCAACCCCCUCUUCUCUUCCUCCCAUUCCCCUCCCCCUAUCCUUCCCCAACCCCCUCUUCUCUUCCUCCCAUUCCCCUCCCCCUAUCCUUCCCCAACCCCCUCUUCUCUUCCUCCCAUUCCCCUCCCCCUAUCCUUCCCCAACCCCCUCUUCUCUUCCUCCCAUUCCCCUCCCCCUAUCCUUCCCCAACCCCCUCUUCUCUUCCUCCCAUUCCCCUCCCCCUAUCCUUCCCCAACCCCCUCUUCUCUUCCUCCCAUUCCCCUCCCCCUAUCCUUCCCCAACCCCCUCUUCUCUUCCUCCCAUUCCCCUCCCCCUAUCCUUCCCCAACCCCCUCUUCUCUUCCUCCCAUUCCCCUCCCCCUAUCCUUCCCCAACCCCCUCUUCUCUUCCCCCCCUCCCAGCGCCACCACGUGGCUGUACUCCUCCUCAUGGCUCGCUAUAG
Closterium sp. Yama58-4 is the source of this 966-nucleotide messenger RNA. The record is from the annotation of a GenBank genome assembly. NCBI's taxonomy places the organism in Eukaryota, Viridiplantae, Streptophyta, Zygnematophyceae, Desmidiales, Closteriaceae.